Molecule: messenger RNA, 1887 nt
Organism: Penicillium waksmanii
Lineage: Eukaryota; Fungi; Ascomycota; Eurotiomycetes; Eurotiales; Aspergillaceae
Exons: 3
Coding region: 1-1887 (628 amino acids)
Biological process (GO): magnesium ion transport
Cellular component (GO): membrane
Molecular function (GO): magnesium ion transmembrane transporter activity
Source: RefSeq, a predicted model, not a curated record
AUGGGAAACCUGGGAAACUUGUCGCCGCAGGGCAGUGUCGCCGUCGGCAUUAUCGUGGGGCUUAUCUCAACCAGUCUGCAGGCCAUCGGACUCACUCUACAACGCAAAUCCCACCUACUUGAAGACGAGAAACCGCUGUAUGAUGCGCGCCGUCCCCCAUACAAGCGUCGGAGAUGGCAAAUAGGCAUGUCCAUGUUCGUCAUUUCCAAUAUUGUCGGCAGUACGAUCCAGAUCACGACGCUUCCACUCCCGGUCCUGUCGACACUUCAAGCGUCCGGGCUAGUGUUUAAUACAAUUUUCGCGACACUCAUUCUCGGCGAACCUUUCACUCGUUACUCCUUCGCCGGCACUCUACUCGUCUGCAUCGGCGCCGUGUUGAUCGCGACUUUCGGCGCUAUUGGGGAGCCCGCGCAUACUCUCAGCCAGCUUCUCGAACUCCUGCACGGCCGGCCAUUUCUCAUAUGGAUGGUUCUGACCCUUGUCUUGGUAGUCGUCAUUCUAAUCGGAUCGAAGCUUUUGCGAAAAUGUAUCCCCGGCUCCCGAGCCAAACCGGUCGCGGGUGGUCAUUAUACACCACACAACCUGCGGGCACAGAGUCGCAUCAAGCUUUUCCGGGGUAUGUGCUAUGGUGCGGUCAGCGGAAUACUAUCAGCCCACUCGCUGUUGCUGGCCAAGUCAGCGGUGGAGCUUCUAGUGCGCACGAUCGUGGAUCGCGUGAACCAGUUCAACCGCUGGCAGUCAUGGGUGAUUUUGCUGGCUAUGAUCUUCUUGGCUCUGACCCAGCUCUUCUACUUACACCGUGGACUGAAGCUGUGCAGUACUAGCAUUUUAUAUCCGUUCGUGUUUUGCAUCUAUAAUGUGAUCGCCAUCAUGGAUGGUCUGAUCUACUUCCGACAGGUCUCCCAGCUUGCUGGUAUUCACGCGGGGUUGAUCGCCCUGGGAACUGUCAUUCUUCUCGCCGGUGUUCUCUGCCUAUCCUGGCGCCUGGAAGAUAUCGACAAUCAUGCUGCUGUCACCGUUGUGGGGCCUACACAGACCGGCCUUGGACCUGGUAUGGCAGUCGUUGAGGAGCAUCCGAGCUCUCCCGGCCUCCUGGAUGGCCGAGACGACGAAGAAUCACGAGUUGGAGAGCGAGAGCCUCUCCUCCAAGGCACCAUCCGAUCUCGACAUCUCUCGUACCAGCGUAUGCGAGCACCCAGUCUCCCGCUGAUCCUGCCUAGUGACCGCCAUGAAGCGGCAGAUCUCAACGCAGCCUCUAUCUGGGCCGAACUGGAUGAUUCCGACUACGACAUGGUAGACCCCCAUUCACGUCCCGAGCGACCACGCAGUUCAAGCAGUGGUGCAGCGUUGAACGGACCGAUGCGCGGCCUUUCACGUCACUCCACUAUUGGUCCAAUCCCGCAACAUCGCCAGCGAGGGAAUCGUCGUUCAGCGCCACCAAGUCAAGGCGGCAUCGCUUGGCGCCGAGUUUCCGCGCCUUUAUCAGGGCUAUUAGGAGGUUCCCAGCGCAGACGCCGUGCCACCUCCGGCCACCUCACCUCAUCCAGCUCACAAGAAACAAACGGGUAUGGAACGAUCCAGGAAAAUGAAGUCGAACCGAUCGAGCCAGACGAGACCGCUCCACUUCGACCCCGGCGGAGCUCCACAACUGGUGGGCUUCUCGCAGGCCCGAGAAGAUCAUUGCUGGGUGCCUGGCAACAAGGACGGGAUUAUUUAUCUCGAUGGAGGAGCACGAGCACAAGCACAAUCCCGCGGGCGGGUAGCCGGGCCGAUCAGGUCGAGAAUGACGGGUCUUCAUCACCUUUAUUACCACGUGUUGAAGCCCGUCCGCCAUGGGCUCACUCUCACGCCCACGAGCGUCCCGUUUCACCACCUUCAUCACUUUAG